This is a messenger RNA of Neodiprion virginianus, 1916 nucleotides long. RefSeq lists its product as uncharacterized. The record is from RefSeq and is a predicted model, not a curated record. The coding region runs from base 225 to 593 and encodes 122 amino acids. The transcript is spliced from 3 exons. Lineage: Eukaryota; Metazoa; Arthropoda; Insecta; Hymenoptera; Diprionidae.
CGGCCGUCAGUUCACGCCAAGAAACCGGACGCUUCGUGUCUCAGUUGCUGCGAAGCGUGAAAGCGAGAACGAAAGAGAUUUGCUCGAGUGAUCGGUAAGGAUCGAGAUCCAAAAAAUUUCACGCUGACUUGUUGCUACUGCGGAUAGUUCGCCGUGAUAGAAUUGAGUGGCUAACGCGGCCUGGUUUUUACCAGUAUUCUUAUCGGACACGAUUUGCGCUGAUAAUGGAGGCUGAAUUAGCUAAUACGACCAGUGGCGCGAUUCCGUGGAAUGAUGACGACAUUACCUGGUCCACGACAAUUGCGCCGUUCACACCCGAGGAGGAAGAUGCUAUGGUCAGCAUAAUUGUAAUAGUAAUCGGUGUAAUCGUUGCUGUGAUCGGACUCUUCUCAAUGGGUAUCUUCAUCGAUUGCAGACACCAGAAAUCCGAUUCGUCAAAACGACGGAGACCCUUGAGGCUCAAGAUGCCGCCUACGGGGAGAAGGAGGGGCGACAGGAGGCUCAAAAACGAGGAUGACAGAUCUAUUGCAACGGAUAUGUGCACGAAUGGUACGAGUGAUCCGGAGCCACGUGACUUCGUCAAUAUAGUUUGAUCGGAACUGAAAACUGAGGUCGUCAUCUAAGACCUGGAAACUAUCUCUAAUGCGACUAAUAAUAGAAAAUAUAUUUUUUCCGACUCAUUUUGAAGCCUAGAUUCGGCAUUAAGAUGAGUCGCGAUGGUUUAUCGUUGUAAAAAAACCAAUUUAUGCAAAAAAAGAAAGUUGAUUUGUCUCGUGGCAACCAUUUUUUUGAAAGAUAAUCCAGUAAAAAUAAUUUCAUUAUAGGAUAGAUAGACAUAUUGCUACUAACCACUGCCAAACGGCUUAUUAAAUUUGACCGUUAAUUUUCUCAAACUAUUCGAAUAACCUGCAGAAACCCUAUAGUAUUUUUACGAUUUUUUCUCUUCUUGCUCCUUUCUUUUUUUCAUUAUUUUUGAUUGUUCAUCCAUCAUUGCUACUACGUAAAAAUAAAGAGCAUAAAUGAAUUUCAUCAAUCACGAUGGACGUACGUACAUACAUGUGUACACAUGUGCACGCUUACUUCGUGUUUGUAAACUUGAGACGAUCAUUAUCAUCUGAUCUUGCGAUUGAAAAGUACAAUUAACAGUACGUAUAAGUAUAAUCAAAUCAUAAUACCGAUAUCGCAAGACCGAUAUAAGCUGAAAAGGGUAAUCUGAAGUUGACGAAAUUUAUUAAAGCGGUGUUAAUCUUGUGCCUAUUAUAUAUAUACACAAACGAACCUCGAUACUUUUGUAUCGUAUAUGCGUAUAUUAUAAUCUCUACGACUCGUGCGUUGUAUCAACGCGUUAGAAAUAAUUUAUAUCAAUUGUAUACAUAUUAUAGGUGUAUAGAAUAUUCUCUAAUCGCCCUCGAAAUAUGCAGCGAUUUAAUUGGCAGCAUGGAAAGUGUUUCCUUUUUCUCUUUCGUAAACCGCGAAUUCAUUCUUUUCAUCAUCCGAUUCUUGUAUUUGCUAUUUUAAUCUUUGGACAAGCGUUACGAGUCUAAGUAUAGUUUUUUAUUUGCAAUUAAUCCUCAUAUACGAAACUGUAAAAGAUAAGCAGCGAGCCUUUCCACCGGCUGCUGAUUGAAAAAACAAUAUUGUAGACGUGUUUAUCGUAUCAGUUUGUAAGGAGUCAGUGCAAGGAGAAAACUUUAUUGUACCGUUCGAUUAGGCAUGUGUAUCAGAUCUACCGAUAUACUUUGCAAGGGGUGAUUACAAAUGUCUGUAAAAUACAAAUUGACUCUUUUACCAAAGCGUGUAUUACAGGUAUAAUUAUGUAAUAAUUUACCAGUGUCUAUAAGUCUUCUUACCCAACGAAAAGUUUGUACAUACGUGAAAAAACGAUUGAGGAUAUUAUUAAAAUAUAUUCCCAACAA